UUUCCACUCAGUGCGCUCCGAACCAGCUUCGGAAAUGGGAAGCUUUCCGUAAGAAGAAGGUCGUUUUGCGGAUUGGCUAUGUUGGGACCGAUUAUAGAGGGCUGCAAAUGCAACGCGAGCAACAGUCACAUCCAAGUGGGUGUUGCAUCCUCAAUGGUGUGUCCUUCGUAGGAGGGAGGAGGAUGAUCUGGACCAUUUAGUACUGACAAAUUGGAUUCCAUGUAUUAAAGACAAUGCAAUUUAAUAGGCAAAUUUCCAAGGGGAAGUGUUAAACAAGCUUGCUGUUACAUGUUUUGGGAGAACCAAAGAUGUGUGGCAGAAUAGUUACUGCUAAAGGAGUAGAUAAAAGGACAUCAAUCGAACAAGAAUUGGAAGCUGCAAUAUAUAAAGCUGGUGGAAUUCGUGAAAGUAACUAUGGAAAUCUGAACAAAAUCUCAUGGGCGAGGAGUAGUCGAACUGAUAAAGGAGUCCAUUCCUUGGCUACAACUAUAGCCUUAAAAAUGGAAAUCCCUGAAAGUGCAUGGAUGGGCGACCCUUGUGGUAUUUCGCUUGCUAAUUACAUCAACUUUUAUCUUCCUGAUAAUAUCAAGGUUUUUGGCAUUGUACCUUCACAGAAGAGCUUUGAUCCUAGAAAGGAGUGUGAUGUUCGGAAGUAUUCUUAUGUCCUCCCUGCUAAGCUUAUUGGAAUUGGAAAUAAACUUAAAACUACUGAAGUUGAUUACCACAUCUCAGACUUUAAAGAUAUAUUAAAUUCCUUUCAGGGGGAGCACCCUUUUCAUAACUAUACAAUACGUUCCAAGUAUAGAACAAGAAUUCGAGCCAAGCGAUCUCCAGGAUAUGGCCAUGAGGUAUCACCUAGUGAUGUCUCGAACUCCGAGUUUGAGGAAAGUGAUGGAGAAGAUGAUACUUUUGUUGAAGGAGUCAAGGAACCAGAUCAAGGUUCUCCAAGCUUAAGUGUUUGUUAUGAAAAUCCAACUGAAGUAUGCAGUAAACUCGGAGAUGGAUCAGAACUUCCGAAGGAUGUUCGUGCAAGAUGGCUUCAUGAGCCAGAUGAGAAGGAUCGUAUAGGUGCCUCACACUUCAGAAAGAUUCUUUGCUGUUCUUGUGGAAAGCUGGAAACAUCUUUUGGAUAUGAUUUCGUUGAGAUCUCCAUCUGGGGAGAAUCAUUCAUGUUGCAUCAAAUUCGGAAAAUGAUAGGAACCGCUAUUGCAGUGAAGCGGAAACUGCUCCCAAGAGAUGUUAUAGCAUUGUCACUGUCCAAGUUCUCUAGAAUAGUUCUACCCAUUGCUCCAGCUGAAGUUUUAGUCCUAAGAGGGAACAGUUUUUCCAACAGAAAACGACCAGGAGUUCCUAAGAGGCCAGACUUGCUCACACUGAACGAAUCAGACGACAUUGUCAAGUCAGUGAAUGAAUUCUACAGAUCAGCGAUAUUACCCGAGGUAACUAACUUCCUGGACACAGAAAGACCCCCUUGGAAAGAAUGGGUGGAGAAAUUGGACAAGUACACAAGCAUUCCCAGUGAACAAUUGGAUGAAGUUAGGAAUGCUUGGAAAGCAUGGAACUACAGGGUACAUUGAUCAUGGAGAAUUAAGGCAGCCUUUGAAUUGUCUUGAUGUGUCUUUUGUUGGAAGUAGUAAAAAACUUGAGGAUUGAGAGGAUGGGAGGUAGUUGAGUUGAGUUGGGGGAGUUAUUGAUGGUACAAAUUAUGGGAUUUGGGCAUUGAAUGGAUGGUGGUCUGCGGCCACCCACCAGCCGCUGGGGCGUUUAAUAGGGCAGCAUCAACUGCAGACAACCCACUCGGCACUCGACACUUGACCCUCGGCACAACCAUAAGGGAGUGAACUCACAUUCAAUGUAAACGGCUUAAAAGGCGAAAUAUGUUGGUGAGCCUUUGACAGGGCUGUACUGAUGUUGAUUUAACUUGAUUUGUGAAGACAAUUUGGAUCAAAACUUGACUAAUCGCCAUUUUGAAGGUUUCAUGUUGCUUUCCUCUUUUAAUUUACAAUGAUGUUGUUUAUUGUAUAUUAUUUUUUUGAGAUGCCCAUAUAUAUACAUUUUGUUCAUACA
This is a messenger RNA of Benincasa hispida (wax gourd), 2067 nucleotides long. The record is from RefSeq and is a predicted model, not a curated record. Lineage: Eukaryota; Viridiplantae; Streptophyta; Magnoliopsida; Cucurbitales; Cucurbitaceae.